Penaeus indicus is the source of this 3651-nucleotide messenger RNA. RefSeq names its product FMRFamide receptor-like. NCBI's taxonomy places the organism in Eukaryota, Metazoa, Arthropoda, Malacostraca, Decapoda, Penaeidae. Bases 1026 to 2615 code for a protein of 529 amino acids. The transcript has 10 exons. Gene Ontology annotation, biological process: G protein-coupled receptor signaling pathway. Gene Ontology annotation, cellular component: membrane. Gene Ontology annotation, molecular function: G protein-coupled receptor activity. The record is from RefSeq and is a predicted model, not a curated record.
GGGACUGGGAGGUGGUCGAUUGCGGCCCUGCGUGUAAGUGAAACCCGGAGAGCAAGUCCCGUAGAGUUUUCCCAACACCUCGGUUUCUCCUCCACGCGUCUCGGAGGGAUAGGAACUUCAUCUCUCCGCUUCCGUUUUUUAUUUAUUUAUUUAUUUAUUUAUCUUUUUUAUUUUUAUUCAUAUGUACAUAAACUCCACUGUUUUCUGCCUCUCGCACUAUUUUUAUUAUUUAAUUCGGGACUCCUAGGAGCUACCUGUCCUGUCUUUUUCGGCGAAGCAGAUUUAUCGCCAAACUCUUUGGUCUGCUACCUGCCAAGAUUAUUAGAUUUGUGGCGAACAUUUUUUUCCUGAAAGUUCUUAACGGAAAACGUCGACACUAUGUCUUCAUCAAGGCCACUGGAAUUUGACUGCUCUCUACAGCCUGAUGUUAUCAUCACUUGACUUUUAUUCUAAAAAAGUGUGAUGAAUUAUCUCAUAGACAAUACAAAAAAGAAAUACAGUGAAAACAAAGUUUUUCAUUUAAAGGUCAACCUUUCCUCUAAAAAACAGAAAUUGUUGAAAACUUUUGUUGUACGGAGUGGAUUUAUACAUUACCUCAACUGAACAAAAAGAAAAAGAAAGAAAAAGAAAGAAACAAACAAACAAAGAGAGAAAUAAAGAAGAAAAAACAGAAAGCGGAAAUUUCGCAUUAUAUAUAUUCCCACUUGGAAUUUGAAGGAUAUGAAAAGUAUACCUAGGCAAUUAAUAUAACUGUGAGUACCUAAUGAGCCGUUUAGGCCUGGGAAUGUGACAGUGAAGAAAAUAUCUAAAACCGAAGCCAUUCAAGGCAUCCGAUGGACAAAUCAGGAGAAAUCAAAAAUAUAAGAAGAACAACAUCAGCAGACAUUCAGUCAACAAAACCCCAUCUUUUUCGACUUCCAUUAAAAAGAUGAUUGGCGCUUAGAGACUCCCAGGUGCAGCCGCAGAUCCGGACCUCACGGCAGAAGUUUUCGACGUAAAGGCGCCGCCGUCCUCCCACAGGCACGAUGAGCUUCCUGAACGCCACGGCCACCAGCCUGCUGGCGGCGGACGCCGACCUCCGCUACAACGACCUCCACUCCACCGCGGCCGUGAGCCUCGCCGACGACGCGCUCCUCAGCACCCUGGCGGACGACGUGGACACCACCGCCCAGGGCGACUACCUGGACGACCUGGCGACCUCCAACGAGACGGACGAAUGCAUGAAGACGUACAACAACAUCAGCUCCACGGCGCCCUCGCUCCUCAGAUUCAUCCUCUACGGCGUUUUGCUGACCACCGUCGGCCUCCUGGGCCUCGCCGGCAACCUCAUCUCCAUCACCAUCCUGUCCAGGCCCAAGAUGCGCUCGUCCAUCAACUGCUGCCUCAUCGGCCUCACGUCCUUCGACAUGAUCGUGACGACGACGUCCGUGCUGCUGUUCGGACUGCCCGAGAUCAGCGAGUACACGUACACCAUGGUAUGGUACACGAGCGGCGUCUACCAGAGGGUCACGCCCUUCGUCUACCCGCUGGGGCUCAUCGCGCAGACGGGCUCCGUCUACCUGACGGUGACGGUGACGGUGGAGCGCUACGUGGCUGUCUGCCGGCCGCUGAGGGCGCGCUCGCUGUGCACGUACGGCCGCGCCAAGAUGUACGUGCUCUCCGUCGUGUUCUUCUCCGUGCUCUACAAUCUGCCGCGCUUCUGGGAGGUGUCGUACAAGGUGUGCGAGUUCGAGGACAUCUCCUUCGUGAUCGUCGUGCCGUCGCAGCUCCGCCAGAACGACUACUACAAGCAGGUGUACAUCAUGUGGAUGUAUCUUCUCAUCAUGUACCUCAUCCCGUUCCUGAGCCUCAUGAUCUUCAAUACGUUUAUCUACAGGGAGGUCCGCGCCGCCAACAUGGAGCGGCAGCGGCUGAGCCGGCUGGAGAAGAAGGAGAUCGGGCUGGCGGUGAUGCUGCUGGUGGUGGUGACGGUGUUCAUCGUGUGCAACGUCCUCGCCUUCAUCAUCAACGUGCUCGAGCUCCUGGAUAUCGCCAUCGACGAGCUGACCAUCCUGAGCAACCUGCUCGUCACCGUCAACUCGUCCGUCAACUUCAUCAUCUACUGCAUCUUCGGCCAGAAGUUCCGGAAGCUGUUCCUCAAGAUGUUCUGCUCGCGCAUCCUGGCGGCGUCGGCGGCGCGCGACACGGCCAUGGCCGAGUCGGGCGCCUUCGCCAACAACACGGUGUUCGGCGAGUCGCGGCUCCUCACCAACGGCCGCUCCACGCACACCUUCCGCCUCACGUCGUGGAACGGCUCGCACCAGGGCCGCCUCCUGCAGGGCCACGGCGGGGCGCCCGCCGCCCACGCCAUGUCCUGCUCGUCCCCCUGGCGCCCCUCCAAGUACCCCGGCGCUACCUUCGACGACCCUUCGGCGCCCUCCACCAUCGCCACCUCGUCCUUCAACCACGCCCGGAGCCCCGAUGGCAGCCGCGCCAUCCUCGCCUCCAAGCAACCGCUCUACCUCCAGACAGACAAGACCAGCGAGAAAACCCACCCGGGAGAGCCAGUACGUCUGCAAUGCAUAAGUUGCGAGGAUUGCUGCUCCUCACUCAAGGGCCAUCCGCACGUCAGAUAGGGGAGUUUGUGAGACCUCGAGCCAGGCUGCAAACACACGCACGUGCAUUGUACGAGUCAGCUGAGGAAAAGAGGGACAACAGCUGACAGUAGCUGAAAGGGGCGACAGCAGUGAGACACAUCAGCUGACCGUGGAAGUGCCAACGCUAUUGAGGAAACACAAUAUACCUCGUCAUUCCUGCAAAACAUAUGUAAAGCAUUUAAUGAUAAAGAAACAAAUAUCAAAGCAAAAUGGAAGUGAAAACAAAAUUAGCUUAAGAUUGGAAAACAGAAUAGAAAAAAAUAAGAGGAAAGGUUGUUAUGAAAAUAGAAAUGAAAAUAGGAUGCAAUGCGAAAUGCAAGUCAUGUUGACAAGAUAGGAAGAAAACAGAAAGAAAGAAAGACAACUACAAUAAAGACCGAUACCACAAUCAAAGCUGAAGUGGGGGGAAUGGAAACCUAGAUGUGAUUAAAUUGUUUUUGCGAAUGGCUGUUGCGAAGACCGUUUCGCAAAGCCUGUGAUGAAAACAAACACUGUGAUGAGUUGGCCUGCCUUAAUGGCCGUUGCUCAGGCUGGCAGCCGACUCCCGGAAGCCGAGAGAAGAAAAUGUGUAACUUGUAUACGAAAUUCUUUUUGAUUGUUACACGAGUGUCUGAAUGUCCUAUGUGUUGUCUAUGUAGAGGGGUUCCUCUUGGCUGUUCGGUCAGAGAGUAGUCUCUGACGUCAGGUCGAACCACGGACGCUCAAGUGGCACCGCUUCGUCAACACUGCCUACGCGGACUGUGCCAAAGAGUGCCUGGCAGCUGAGGAGAGCCAAAGAAGAGACAGAGUGUUCCAUGGGCAGCGAAAGACCCAUGGCCCCUUCCUACCUACUUCCUGCGUCCUUGCGUCCGCUUCUUCCGACGGAGUCCUUCCAGAACCCACUGCUUUGGCUUCCGCGCUUGGACCGGGUGCUUGGGGGAGGCACCCGCGACCAGCGCGGCCUCGACCCGCUUCGCCGACGACCCUUUCGGUGUGACCUCGAACCAGUCCUUUGCCGUGACCCUUUCUUACUUCC